Messenger RNA from Solea senegalensis (Senegalese sole), 1876 nucleotides. It is a transcript of the gene srsf5b, whose product is annotated as serine and arginine rich splicing factor 5b. Gene Ontology annotation, cellular component: cytoplasm; nucleus; ribonucleoprotein complex. The record is from RefSeq and is a predicted model, not a curated record. Gene Ontology annotation, molecular function: mRNA binding. The transcript is spliced from 8 exons. Lineage: Eukaryota; Metazoa; Chordata; Actinopteri; Pleuronectiformes; Soleidae. Bases 130 to 1023 code for a protein of 297 amino acids.
AAAAAAACCAAAGGCUCCAUUUUGUUUCAUUCAGGGUUUUUUGCCGUCAUCGUCGACAGCUAACUUGUAUCCAAACACACACACUCAGCCUUACAACCACUUAACGGCACAUUUAUUUCCAUUAUCAAAAUGAGUGGAUGUCGUAUUUUCAUCGGCCGACUGAGCCCCUCUGCCAGAGAGAAGGACGUGGAGAGGUUCUUCAAAGGAUACGGCCGAAUCCGAGAUAUCGACCUCAAGAGAGGCUUUGGGUUUGUGGAGUUUGACGACCCCAGGGAUGCUGAAGACGCAGUGUAUGAGCUUGAUGGCAAAGAGCUGUGCAAUGAAAGGGUGACCAUCGAGCACGCCCGCGUCCGCCUGCGUGGCGGUCGUGGCAGGGGCGGCAGUGGUGCAGGAGGAGGUGGAGGAGGAGGACGUUUCUCUGAUCGCUACGGCCGAGGCUCCCAGAACAGUCGGAGUCGGAAUCCUCCUCCAAUGCGGACUGAAAACCGCCUGAUCGUUGAGAAUUUGUCCUCCCGUGUCAGCUGGCAGGACCUCAAAGAUUUCAUGAGACAAGCUGGAGAGGUGACAUUCGCUGACGCACACCGGCCCAAGCUCAACGAAGGGGUCGUUGAGUUUGCCUCUUACAGCGACCUGAAAAAUGCCCUUGAGAAACUGUCUGGAAAGGAAAUCAAUGGCAGGAAAAUCAAGCUCAUUGAAGCAGCCAAGAAGAGGUCCAGGAGUCGUUCCCGGUCAGAGAGCUCCUCCCGAUCACGAUCCCGCUCUCGCGGUCGCUCCGCAUCCCGCUCCCCCAGGCGCUCCCGCACCCCCACCAAGGCCCACGAUCGCUCGCGCUCCCGCAGCGGCUCCCGCGCCGGCAGCUCUUCGCCUUCCAAAUCCAAGGAGCCCGCCAAGCGCUCCUCCAACAUGAGGAGCAAGUCGGCCACGCCGCCGUCCCCUCCGCCCGCCCAGAGAGCCUCCGUGUCCCGUUCGCGCUCUCGCUCGCGUUCCCGAUCGCGUUCUCCGUCCACAGACAGCCAACGCUAGCGCGUGCUAAUGUUUAGCAGGAAUCAACAGUAGGAACAACUCUGAUGCUCCCAUGAACCUUUCUGACAAACGAGACGACAGUUUUUCCUCGAGUAAAGUUUUGUGGGGUUUUUUUUACCGUCUGGAUUUUUUUUCCCUCUUCCCACGUUUGUUUUCCACGGUAAACCACGUCGGACGCAGCGAUAUUUCAUCGUCGUUAUCGGACAUCUGCGUUAAUAAAUUACAGAUUCAGUGUUACGGUUCAGGUGAGACGCGCUCACACUGAGUGACUCGCGCCGACUGAACCGCUCUUAACGGAUUUAAGCUUCAUUAAACUUUUUUUUUUUUUUAAGAAACUUUUUCAGAGGGAAUCUGUUAAAGCAGCAGGCAACGGGAUGCUUAUGAAAAGUUGUAUGACCACUUUUUUUUGUCAAAGUCUCGUGGCUUAUUUUUAAAUCUCUGAUGUACCUUUUUAUUUGCUUUGUAUGGAACGUGAGAUGCUUUGCAUGCAGUUUUUCUGUUUGAACACAAGUGAGGAAAUCAUGGUUAAUAUUUUUUUGUGCUUAAACAGGAACAUAUACUUCAAAUUGAACACAUUUCUCCCCCCUCUCCAGAUGACCGAGCUUCUGUACAGAACUAAAUUGUAGCUUUGUAGUAAGUUUUGUUUUUUAUUUUGGUUUUGUGUACAGCUUUGUUUUUACAUGACUGUAUAAAUGUAAUUCCAAGGAAACGUUGGUACUGUGACACAUGCACACCUAUGAGAAUUUCUUUUUUUUUUUUUUACCUAAAUUUGUUUUUUUUCAGUGAGAAAAGUUGGAGGACAUUUGUAUGCUGUAGGUAGGCAGUGGACUCAAUAAAAUCAUUUUAAAUUAAA